AUGCGGCCCCUCCGCGCUCUCUCCGCAACUCUCCCGCUCGCCUUCGCCACCCUCUCACUAGCCUUCAUCAUCACGGCAUUCGUAUCUCGCGAGUGGGCCAAGCAGGACUUCUUCUCGCCCAACCUCCAGAUCACCGACUGGGACCCCGACAAUCCGCUGUACACGCUCUACCGCAGCCCGUUCACAGUGUGCACGGUCGAGGAGAUCCCCGGGACCUCCGGGGACGGCCUGGACUCGACCUUCGACGUCAGCUGCGAGCGCUACCGGGCGUAUGGGCGGGGCAAGACGUCGUGCGAACUGCCCAGCGACACGGGCACCACGUCUGGUCCGACCAACGGCGACGCCCGCAUGUGCGAGCAGGUCCACUACGCGGGCAACCUAAUCAUCGCGGCGCUAGCCUUCUCGUGCCUGGCCUUCGUGCUGUGCGUCGUGCUAUUCCUGUUCAGCUUCAUCACAUAUGGCCACCGCCCGGCUCCUGUGUCGGGCGCCAACGGCGGCGCCACCACUACCGCCAGCGAGACCAAAGGCCGUCGAGGGCGCCGCGCCGCAUACGCCACCCUGCGCAGUUGCUUCCUCUGCGCCGCCGCCGUCAGCGCCAUGGCCACCUUCCUCGCUCAGUGUUUCGGGAUUCUCGGCCUCGUGCAGUCACAGCCUGACAAUGGACUGUACGCUAGCUUUCUCAACGGGAACUCCGUCCUAGAUGGCGACUUGUCCCACGCGCCCUGGGUGCAAGGCUGGGCUCUCAGUGUCUAUGCUACGCUGGGAUGGCUGUGUGCCGCCUUGGCCGCGGGGACGGCAGCGGGCUGGUAUCGCUCCUGA
Messenger RNA from Exophiala aquamarina CBS 119918, 819 nucleotides. RefSeq lists its product as uncharacterized. The record is from RefSeq and is a predicted model, not a curated record. The transcript has a single exon. NCBI's taxonomy places the organism in Eukaryota, Fungi, Ascomycota, Eurotiomycetes, Chaetothyriales, Herpotrichiellaceae. Bases 1 to 819 code for a protein of 272 amino acids.